Xyrauchen texanus (razorback sucker) is the source of this 4084-nucleotide messenger RNA. RefSeq names its product gastrula zinc finger protein XlCGF26.1-like. The coding region runs from base 196 to 1392 and encodes 398 amino acids. The record is from RefSeq and is a predicted model, not a curated record. The transcript is spliced from 3 exons. Lineage: Eukaryota; Metazoa; Chordata; Actinopteri; Cypriniformes; Catostomidae.
AUACGUGUUUAGAGUAUAAAGCGAUGCAAACAGUUUGUGUCAGUAAGAUACUAUGAACGUGGUAAUGCGUUCUGUGGAGUGCUGAUCGACACCUGAGACACAGAGUAAUUGAUGUGUUGUUGUUUCAGUAAAGGAGCUUCACCGCAUCACCGUAAUAACUGGAGGCUUUCAGGACCGCACGGUCUUGUUUGAGACAUGAGUGAUCCAGAAGCACGCAGAAUAAAAAGUGAAGAUACGGAGGAACAAAUAGACCUGAUAGAAGUGAAAGAGGAACAUCUAGAGCUGAAUGAAGUGGAGGAGAAACACCAGAAUCAGGAACCUUAUAAUUCCAUAACUGGAGAAGAAUCUUCUAUUUGCUUAAAGACUGAGAAUACGUUUUCAAUAAAAAGACCAGAAGUAGAAAAAUUUUUGACCUGCAUAAAAACGCAAAAAUGGCAUCUUCAGGAUCAUAAAAGGACUUGCACUGAAGAAAAGAUCUUCACCUGUCCUCAAUGUGGAAAGAGUUUCAUAAAAAAAGAAAGCCUUAAGUAUCAUAUAAAAAUUCACUCUGGAGAAAGCCUUUAUACAUGUCACCAUUGUGGGAAGAGUUUCACAUGUAAAGCACACCUUGUGGAGCACAUACGAAUUCACACUGGAGAGAAGCCUUUCACGUGCCCUCAGUGUGGAAAGAGUUUCACACAAAAAGGACAACUUAAUCGUCACAUAAAAAUUCACACUGGAGUGAAGCCUUUAACAUGCCGUCAGUGUGGAAAAUGUUUCAAAAAACAAGAAAGCCUGAAGUAUCACAUAAAAAUUCACUCUCGAGAAAGAUGUUAUAAAUGUCAUCAGUGUGGGAAAAGUUUCACAUAUAAAGCUCACCUUGAGGAGCACAUACGAAUUCACUUUGGAGAAAAGCCUUUCACAUGCCCUCAGUGUGGAACGAGUUUCAAACAGAUCAGACAUCUUAAAAGCCAUUUAAAAAUUCACGCUGGAGAGAAGCCUUUCACAUGUCCUCAGUGUGGAAAGAGUUUCUUACAAAAGGUAUCCCUUAAGUAUCACAUGAGAAUUCACACUGGAGAGAAGCCUUUCACAUGCCCUCAGUGUGGAAAGAGAUUCAUAAAAAAAGAAAGCCUCAAGUAUCACAUAAAAAUUCACUCUGGAGAAAGCCUUUAUACAUGUCAUCAUUGUGAGAAGAGUUUCACAUAUAAAGCACACCUUGAAGAGCACAUACGAAUCCACACUGGAGAGAAGCCUUUCACGUGCCCUCAGUGCGGAAAGAGUUUCACACAAAAAGGACAACUUAAUCGUCACAUGAGAAUUCACACUGGAGCGAAGCCUUUAACAUGUCCUCAGUGUGGAAAAUGUUUCAAAAAACAAGAAAGCCUGAAGUAUCACAUAAAAAUUCACUCUUAAGAAAGAUGUUAUAAAUGUCAUCAGUGUGGAAAGAGUUUCACAUAUAAAGCACACCUUGAGGAGCACAUACGAAUCCACACUGGAGAGAAGCCUUUCUCAUGCCAUCAGUGUGGAAGGAGUUUCAAACAAAAAGGACAACUUAAUCGUCACAAAAGGAUUCACACGGGAAAGAAGCCUUUUACGUAACAUCAGUGUGGAAAGAGUUUCACAUGGGCCCAAGUCUCAAAUUUCAUCAGCAGUUUUUCUCUGGAGAAAAUCAAUUUAACUGAUCAGUGUGGACAGAUUCGAUUCAUCAUCACACUUUAGAAGGCCCCUUAAAACUCAUUCAAAUGAGAAGCCCUACUUGUGUUAGUUGGGCUUUUCAACCGCUGGUGGCUCAGCAGUUAAGGCUCUGGGUUACUCACCGAAAGGUCGGGGGUUCAAGCCCCAAAAUCGCCAAGAUACCACUGUUGGGCUCUUGACCCUAUCUGCUCCAGGGGGUUUUUCAUGGCUGACCCUGCACUCUGAACCCAGCUUAGCUGGGAUAUGUGAAAACAACUGCAUUUCAUUGGCUCUGUACCUGUACUCUGCACAAUGACAAUAAAGUUGAAUCUUAAUAAUACAUACAGGUUUUAGAGCUCAUGUGUGCUUGGAGUGUGGAAAAGCCUUUACUAGACUUAAAGACUUGAAGCGGCACAGAAGAAUCCAUCCAAAAUCCACACAAUCCCUCACAAUAACAGCUUGAUCUCAAGAACAUUUUGCUAAAUGAUAUUGCUGCAGUUCUGUGGUGAAAUGUCCACUCUUCUGCAGUUGAAGAGUCAGGCCAUGCCUUCUCACUCUGUCAUUGUGCCACUUAUUUUAGACCAGAGGUCUGAACUCCCACAGGACACGGGGUUGCGGGAACGGUCGGGAAGAAAAUUAGCGUGUGCAGAGAGCAGGUGACCAUGGGAGAAGAAUUCAGCUGGAGCAUUCGGGUGCGGGAUAGAAAAAGCUGUCCCAUGCAGAACUCUACUUUAGACUGCUUGUUUACUUUUCAAACCAUAUUCCAACAAGUCCCACCUCUUUAGGACUGGACUGGCUUGGCUAUUAGGAGCUGCUUACAUGCGCUUUGUGAUUGGACAGUUGAGGUAGCUACAGCAACCAUGAGCAUCUCGGCGUAAAUGUAGCAGAAGAUCCAAAGGGCCCAGUUAUAGACAUACCAUUAAUACUGUCAGGCUAAACUUACUGUCCUUCAACUGUAUAUUACAUAAUUAUAAAUACUGUUUUAAUUCUUAAGUUUACAUACACCUUCCUUUCAAUACCUUCUAACUCAGUUUUUCUCCGCAAGGUCAUGUCAAUAAAGUUUGGUUUUACGUACAGCUGCAUUUAGGACGGCAGGCAAAAUAGGGAAAUCGGCAAUCUCUUGAUGCCAUUCUCAUCCUUGCGAACAACAAGUUUGCAGCCUUGAAUUUCAUUGAAACCACCAAAAACCACAAAGAUCUCAAGCAGAGAGACACGCUAUGUCCUGUCACAUAUCUGUCUUUGCUCCCUCCGAAUCCACCAGAUUUUUAUCUCCGCCCAAAGAGGACCAUUUACAGCAACGUGUGGCAAGUCAUUUUAUAAAAUGGUAAAAUAAUGAUCAAAAUCCAGCCCUAAAAUCUCAAAUUAAAUCGAAUGCCUUCAUUUUUUCAAACCACUGCGGGUAAACUGCCUUGGCAUGAUGUUACCUCAAAUGUGUCUGGCCGCUGAUCGUGAAGCAGACGGUUUGUGAAGUACAGCGGUGUGAAAUCUUUCCGAUGCCGGCUUGGAGGCUAGAGAAAUGAUGGCUCUGACCGCACAGUAAAGCGAUUCAUCUCUACUGACAACUGAACUACUGUGAACAGAGAUGCUGCAACAUCCUCAUCAACGUACUUCACCUCUCGUCCACCAGAGAAGCAAAUACAAAUUUACAGUAUUUUACAGCGUGUACAAUCAACUGAUUAUGUCGAUAAAACUGAUCAUUAAAGUCAAAGGGUGAACUGGUGUUUAUAGUAUCAUACAUUCAUAGAAUGUUCUUAGGAACUAUAUUUCUUGGCAGAAGAAUAGUUUAUUAUGCUGAUUAUUAUUGUUGUUAUACAGAAAGUGAAUUAUUAAAUGAACACUGCUGUAUUUAAUUGCAUUAGAGGGAUUUCACCAUGUUCAUAGGAGUAAUUAGAAAUAUUCACUUAUUUGCUUUAAUUAGAAUUACUAUUUGAUGUUUAAUGCUCCUUUUUUUUCCUUCGAGCUGCAGCACAUUCUGAAAACUUCAUUUGCUUUCCUUGUCAACAAGGAACAUUUGUUCUUCUUCAAAUGCAGUACAUACUCUGACAGUACACAGCUAAAGAGCAUUACUAUGUUUCAACAUUAUGCUCAAAACUAAUAUAUUAAUGCCAUCUUCUGGACACUCAAGGGUACCACAUUAUAAAUAUUCCAAACAUGGUAAACUAUAUUCACUUAAACGGCAAAAUAUCAUAAACAAAGUAGAAUAUAAAAAUAUGUGAGUUAUAUAUAAGGAAAACAAUAUUAUUAACAAAAGUAUUACAGUUAAUCAUUCAGGGUAAAUACAUCCCAGACAGCCUUCUAAUAAAUAAGUUUGAUUCUAUACAUUUCAUAGAAUAAAAUGAUUAUAGCAGCUACAUUCUAUUUACAGUUCCUUUAGUCAAUGAAUAUUAAUGUUAUUUAUAAAAUGACAUUCCAUAGUAUCAAUAUGUAGGUA